Dioscorea cayenensis subsp. rotundata (Guinea yam) is the source of this 1162-nucleotide messenger RNA. RefSeq names its product probable ribose-5-phosphate isomerase 2. The record is from RefSeq and is a predicted model, not a curated record. Gene Ontology annotation, molecular function: ribose-5-phosphate isomerase activity. Gene Ontology annotation, biological process: pentose-phosphate shunt, non-oxidative branch. The transcript has a single exon. The coding region runs from base 48 to 869 and encodes 273 amino acids. Lineage: Eukaryota; Viridiplantae; Streptophyta; Magnoliopsida; Dioscoreales; Dioscoreaceae.
AAGAAACCCUAGCUCGAGUGAGUUGUCCCACAUCGCAUUGAAGCAAAAUGCGCACCAUCUGCCCCCAAAGCGAAACCCUAGGAACUGUGACCCCAUUCCCCCACCUCCACUUCCCUGGCGACAAGCCCCAACCUCUCCCAGCUGCGCCGACCUCCCAGGAUGAACUCAAGCGUAUCGCCGCCCACCGUGCCGUUGACCUUGUGAAGCCCGGCAUGGUCCUCGGCCUCGGCACUGGCUCCACCGCCGUCCACGCUUUGGACCGCAUCGGCGAUCUCCUUCGCUGCGGCGUGCUUCAUGACAUCGUUGGCAUCCCCACCUCGAAGAAGACUGAGGCGCACGCUUUAUCCGUAGGUAUCCCCCUCUCCGACCUCAAUCGGCACCCUUCCGUUGACCUCUCCAUUGAUGGUGCCGACGAGGUCGACCCACAUCUCAACCUUGUCAAGGGUCGCGGUGGCUCUCUUCUCCGCGAGAAGAUGAUUGAGGGCGCAAGCAAACGCUUCGUUGUCAUCGUCGAUGACUCCAAAAUGGUGGACCGUCUUGGCUGCAGUGGAAACUCUGUGCCCGUCGAGAUUAUCCCGUUCUGCUGGGGCUACACCCUAGGGCAGCUCAAGAAGCUGUUUGCCGGAGAAUGCGGGUUCGAUGCUCGGCUGAGGAUGACUGGAGACGAGAAAAAGGAGCCAUUUUUGACCGACAAUUCCAACUACAUCGUCGACCUAUACUUUGAGAAUGGCAUAACUCGAGAUCUCAAUGAGGUUAGCGACGAGAUCCUGAGGCUUACUGGUGUUGUAGAGCAUGGGAUGUUCCUCGGUUUGGCGUCCUCGGUGAUCAUCGCCGGUGAGGAUGGGGUGACAGUGAAGAACAAGGGUUGAGAGCCGGAGAGGUAUACUUCAAUUCACUUACUAAAAGAGAAGUUAUAGUUCUCCCCUCUUUUUCCCUAGUCCUUUAUUGCGCUAGAUUUCAUAUGCCUAACAGAAACAGAGAAUGUGACUGAAUUUAAGCCUUAAACUGAAGAGAGGUGGACAAUUUGUAUUGUUCCUCAUUGCUGUAUUGUACCAGGAUGAUAAUUAAAGUGGGUCUCAUGAGUUUUUCCAUGAAAAUUCUGCUUAUAAAUCUGAUAUGCUGAUUGUAUAUUUGAAUGCAUAUGAUGUCUUCCUUUCUUGUC